This is a messenger RNA of Peromyscus leucopus (white-footed mouse), 3084 nucleotides long. It is a transcript of the gene Trim68, whose product is annotated as tripartite motif containing 68. Gene Ontology annotation, molecular function: zinc ion binding; protein binding. Bases 112 to 1701 code for a protein of 529 amino acids. The transcript is spliced from 7 exons. The record is from RefSeq and is a predicted model, not a curated record. Lineage: Eukaryota; Metazoa; Chordata; Mammalia; Rodentia; Cricetidae.
CCCUGGAGUUUUCACGGAAGCCACCGGGUGCUGCUCCUACCUAGGCCGCUGCGCUCCGGCUGGGCUCCGCAGCUUCCCGCAGGUGAGCAGGUGAGCGCCCUGACACACCUGAUGCUGCGGACUAGGCGGCUGGCGCUCGGCAUCUCCACAGCGGGCUACCCUACGCAGAGAGAAGGAGGCGGCAGCCGGGGAUCUUUGGAAGACACAGUCUUUAUUCAUGUUCUGAGACUGUUGUUAGAUGGAACCAUGGAUCCUGCAGCGUUAAUGGAAGCCAUUGUGGAAGAAAUGAACUGUCCUAUCUGUAUGACCUUCCUCAGGGAGCCUGUGAGCAUCAACUGUGGCCACACUUUCUGCCACAGCUGUCUCUCUGGACUCUGGAAGCUCUCAGGAGAAUCCCAGGACUUGGGCUACACAUGUCCACUUUGUCGAGCUCCCGCACAACCAAGGAAACUACGUCCCAAUUGGCAGCUGGCCAGUGUUGUAGAUAAGGUCCGCCUGCUAGGCUUCUGUAUGGAAAUGGGACUGCAGACUGAUGUGUGUAAUCUCCACAAGGAACAGCUGACGGUGUUCUGCAAAGAGGAUGAUGUGGUAACCUGCAAGGCCUGUCACCAGUCCCCAGAGCAUGAAGCCCACACUGUUGCGCCCAUAAAGGAUGUUGCCUGGGAAUAUAAGUGGAAACUCCAGGAAGCUCUGGAACUUCUGAGGAAAGAACAGGAAGAAGCCUGGAAGCUGGAAGUCAGCGAGAAGGAGCGAGCUGCCAACUGGAAGACACAGAUGGAAACACGGAAGCAGAACAUCCUACGGGAGUUUGGAAAAUAUCGGCAGUUAUUGAAGGAAAAAGAGCUGCCGUGUCUGCAGGUGGACGAGGAGGCAGCUGCAGCUCAGGCUAGCCUAGAGCAGGAGGAGAGGGAGACAGCCAACAAACUGGAGUUGAGGCACGACAAGAUCAUCCAGCAGAGCCAGGCCCUGUGCAGGAUGAUUGUGGAGCUGGAAGAGAGAUCCCAGAGACCCGUGCACUGGAUGCUGCAGGGUGUUCAGGAAGCCUUAAAUAGGAGCAAAUCUUGGAGCCUGGAGCAGCCAGAACCAAUCUCCUUGGAGCUAAAGACAGACUGUCGUGUGCUGGGACUAAGAGAGAUCUUGAAGACAUAUGCAGUCGAUGUGCGCCUCGAUCCAGACACAGCUUACUCCCGCCUUGUCGUGUCCAAGGACAGAAAAAGUGUGCACUAUGGAGACACCAAGCAGAACCUACCUGACAAUCCUGAGAGAUUUUACCGCUAUAACAUUGUCUUGGGCAGCCAGUGCAUCUCCUCGGGCCGGCACUAUUGGGAGGUGGAGGUUGGAGACAGGUCUGAGUGGGGCCUGGGAGUGUGUAUGGAAAAUGUAGACCGGAAGGAGGCGGUCUGUCUGUCCCCCGACUAUGGCUUCUGGGUGAUAAGGCUGAGGAAGGGAACAGAGUACCGGGCAGGCACCAAUGAGUACCCCCUCUUGCCCUUGUCAGUCCCGCCGCACCGGGUAGGAAUCUUCCUGGAUUAUGAGGCCCAUGAGAUCUCCUUCUACAAUGUGACUGAUGGCGGCUCCCACAUUUUUACUUUCCCCCAUUGUCCCUUCCCUGGCCGCCUCCUGCCCUAUUUUAGCCCGUGCUAUAGUAUUGUCACCAACACCACCCCCCUCACCAUUUGUUCCCUGGAUGGGGAAGACUAGGAGAGCCACCAUCCUAGCCAAAUGUUGGAAUUUGCCCUGGGACACGGGGCUGCUGGAGGAUGCUGCCAUUGAUAAGCAUACCCCUGAACCCAGCUUAGAACCUAAGGGCCCCUCGGCCUGACCUCAUGGUAUCUUGCUGUUACACCAAACUGUCGGUACCUCUCACAGAAAAGCAGUCCCGUCAGAUAAGCGUUGUGACCCAUGAUGGAAACAUGACAGGGAUGGUGGACUUUGUCCAUUCUGCAGAUCACAACCCUCCUCACUGGCUCCCUAACUGUGUGCCAAUGAUGAAAUGAUUGCAGACUCCAGAGAAGAGUUUAAAUGAGGUUUCCCAAUGAGACAAAAUAAUAAUGUACAUGUCCAGAGCUGAUAGUCCUGGUGAAAGGGUGUUUCACAUGAGGCUUGCUGCUACCAAACGAACCCCAAGUCCAAAACUAAAGAGGCACAGUCUGUGCUUUCCCAGAGCACAAUGCAGGACUCACCCAGUAUCCUCACCUUACCACCUCCCUGAACUUGAGGGCUGGUGGAUCUGUGUCCUGGGCCUGUCUUUUCUCUAAGGGGCAGGAUCAGAAAAGUUGGGGGCCUCGGUGUUCAUUUUUACUUUGUGGAUGAGGAAACUGAAACAGCCUUAAGUUGUUUCCUACAGAGAUUUUGGAGGUGAGAUUUUAAAGGUUAUAAAUGAUUUUCAUAUUCAAAUGAAACGAAGUCAACAAACACCUCACAGAUCACAAAUCAGAGUGAUUCUUUACAUUCACGUCUGAAACGUGUUUGAGAGGAUUUGGGUGUCCUCUUUGGAAAAGUGGCUCUAAUCUGGUUUAAAAUAGCAUAUCCUACCUCACCAGUUCAUUGUAAAGUCACAAAAUCCAUCCCCUACUUGUGUUCUCUGUAGAGAGAGGGCAAACAAUAGAUUCUGCGUGUGGCAACCAUCCACCUUUGCCCCAGGCAGCCAGAACCUUCAUAUCAGCACCUUUGCUCCUUAGGGCCCCUCCCAGCAGUCUAGAGCCCUUUAAACAAAAAGAUGGCCAUGUCACACUGUGUCACAAGGGCACACUGACAUGUGGCCACAGAGGUAUAUCAUGUAUCUGGUUACAUGUGUUUGUCUCUGGGUUAGAGUAAGGUCUGUGACCCUAAAAUCAAAAAACGAGAUAUUAGCAGGGAAGAAGAAAUAAAGUCAACAGGAAGGAAGGAAAGCCCAUCCAGCAGCUAGUUGGUGUUACAUUAGUAUCUUCUGAUGCCAUCAGGGGAGUCUACAUGGUUCUUGUAACUGUAACAUUCUCUUUGAAGGUGUAGGGGAGAGAAAUGUAGGGAGAGAAUCCCACUAAACAAAAGUCAACCUAGUCAGAUGAAAGGAAUAAUGAACAGGAAUUAAAAUUGUACACGGAA